AUGCAAGCUCCGAGCGUCGGUACUUCAAGGGUAACAAACGUUGCUGAAAGUCGUGCUGGUGUUCAAGUCGCAGACGUGGAUUUCCAACUCGGAGACGGGGGUCAAAAUGCAGAUGAACAGGGCGUGAAAGCAGAAGAUGAAGCAAUGAGCCAAAUUGCUUCUAUGAUCUGCGACGACGAAGAAAUGCCGAAGCAUUCAAGCAAAAUCUCCACGCCACACAAGCAUGACCCAGUCCAGGCUAUUCUUGCUGGCGCCGGCGUUGAAUAUACCCAUCUCAAUAACGAAGUGGUUGGGUCUUCCCGCGUUGAAGAGAAUCUCAGUCGUCGCGCAGAGCUCGCCCCCGAAGACACGACAGGUGAUCAACAAGUGUUCAUGCCUAUCAAGGGACCCUUUGAUGAAGUGGAGGAGGAGGAGGACUUGAGAUUCGAAUACCACCCACCAGAGAAUGUCAAGCGGCGCCAAUUCUGCAGUAUGGCACAGCACUUUGGAUACGCCGAUGCUACGGAGUUUGCUCUUGUUGUUGAGAGUAUGACGCAGGCCCAACGCCGGUCGUGCCUUGACCAAUGGUAUAAAGAGAGGAGGGCAAAGUUGCUGAAUACCGUCAAGGGUGAGGUCAAGGGUGAGGUCAAGGAUGAAGUCAAGGAGGUCAAAAAGGAAGUGAAAGUGAAAGAGGAAAUUAAAGAGGAAGUUAAAGAGGAAGUUAAAGAGGAGGUCAAAGAGGAGAGUCCAGCCCUUUGA
Messenger RNA from Penicillium salamii, 738 nucleotides. The record is from the annotation of a GenBank genome assembly. Lineage: Eukaryota; Fungi; Ascomycota; Eurotiomycetes; Eurotiales; Aspergillaceae.